CAGCUGCUCCACACUAGCCUUGCAGAAUCUAUGCUAUGCUUUCUACACUUGCUGCCCUGCUCUGCCUCGAGCUGUGUCUGAGCCAGAGGAUCAGCACCCAGAAGUAUACUUCCUCAAAACCCAUCAUCUGGGCCAAGCCUGAUGUCGUGAUUCCAAGGGGAAUGCCGGUUGUCAUCUGGUGCCAGGGGACUCACGAGACCGUUGAGUACCAGCUGUAUUUCGAGGGACAGCUUUGUGCCUCAGAGAGACCAAAAACACCCGGGAUGACAAACAAAGUCAAGUUCCCCAUCCCGGCCAUGACCUUAAGCAAUGCAGGGCAAUACAAGUGCUUCUAUCGAAGUGGAGAGCUCUGGUCAGGACCUAGUGACCCUCUGGACCUGGUAGUAACAGGAAUGUAUGACACACCCACCCUUUCAGUUCAGCCUGGGCCUGCAGUGAUUUCAGGAGAGAACGUGACCUUCUACUGCCGCCUAGGGACUGCAACAACCACGUUCUUUCUGCUUAAGGAGGGGAGAUCCAGCCGUCCACAGCACAGAUAUGGGAAUGUCCAGGCGGAGUUCCCCCUGGGCCCUGUGACCACAGCCCACAGAGGAACAUACAGAUGUUUUGGUUCUUAUAACAACCAUGUGUGGUCUUUCCCCAGUGAGCCUGUGAAGCUCCAGGUCACAGGAGAUGUCGGGGACCCCAUCCUUGCACCAACAGAGUACACCUCUUCUCCUGACUCUUGGAACCCCUACUUGUUAACCACAGAGAUGCAAUUCCAGAAAGAUCCUGCCCUCUGGAAUCAUGCUGCCCAGAAUCUCCUUCGGAUUAGUCUGGCUUUCCUGGUCCUGGUGGCCCUCAUGUGGCUCCUGGCCGAUGACUGGCUUCACAGAAAGAGGGCUCAAGAAGGAGCCAACAAGUCUUCAAGCCAGGAAGGCAGGAGAAGGCACAGAAUACAAAGGCACCUGGACAAAUGACCAAUGGAUGCAGUGGCCAUAGUGAGAAGAAGGAAAUAUGCAGAAGAAGACAAAAAACAUGGGGAAAAAAAGAGAGAAGAGUCGAGAAUGGCUCACCUAUUUACGGAGUUGACAAUCAGGAAGAUAACAAUACCACAACUAAUAUUGGUAACCCAGAGGGAUGUCCAGCUACGGGUGAUGGGUACAUGGUCUUGAGAUUUGGUAACAUAUGUUCUUCAGCUUUGUCCUUAUUUUUUCAAGAUUGCCUUGAUUAUUCUGGGUGCUUUAGAUUUCAGUAUUAACUUUAGGCUGUCAGUUUUCAGAAAAUACUCGCCUUGGUUGCACAUGAGAUUGUAUUGAAGCUACAGAUCAAUUUAAGGAGAAUUAGCAACUCUUCAACCUUUCAAUCUGUGGGAGUUUCCAACCAUAAAUGUGGUAUAUUUCACCACUUAAUUAUAUGUUCACUAACUUCUCUGAAUAAUAUCUUGUAGUCUUCUAUGCAAAAAAAUGUACAUAUCUUUUGUUAGAUAUCCGCCAGAAAUAUCCUCUAGUUACAUAACCUCCAGAUAGAUCCCUAGUUACCUGAUUUUCAUUUUGUAAGUGGUAUCAUUCUUUAAAUAAUUUUAUUG
This is a messenger RNA of Diceros bicornis minor, 1567 nucleotides long. RefSeq names its product natural cytotoxicity triggering receptor 1 (gene NCR1). The coding region runs from base 36 to 959 and encodes 307 amino acids. The transcript is spliced from 8 exons. NCBI's taxonomy places the organism in Eukaryota, Metazoa, Chordata, Mammalia, Perissodactyla, Rhinocerotidae. The record is from RefSeq and is a predicted model, not a curated record.